GACACAUGGUAUUUCAUCAGAUCCGGACUGUGCGGCGAAAUGACAUGCCUGUGGAUACUAGUCCAGGUUUAUGAGGUUUUUAAGGUACUGGUUUGUUGAGUUGCUCAGAUCCAGAGGCGCCCACAGCUCAGCCGUCGUUCGUCCACACGGAACAGAAAUGUGUAAAGAGCUGAAAACCAAAGUGCUGCGUUUACUGCCGCCGACCUCCAAUGGACCGAGUGUCCAGCAUGAGGGCCACCCAGAUGGUGCUGAAGUCCUGAGGCACACUGUGAAGGCUCUGAAGGAGGGCCAUGUGGUCGCCGUGCCAACCGACACCAUCUACGGCCUUGCAUGUCUGGCUCAAAACUCCGAGGCUGUCGCGAAAACUUACGACAUCAAGGGACGAAACUCACAGAAACCACUGGCCAUCUGCGUGGGAGAAGUCCAGGAAAUCUAUAAGUACUGUAAAGUGAAAGUGAAGGAGGAGCUGUUGAACGACCUGCUACCGGGUCCCGUCACGUUGGUGUUUGAAAGAUCCGAAGUCCUCAACGCAGACCUCAACCCGUUCACUUCACUCGUAGGCGUCCGUAUCCCAGACCACCCCUUCAUGCGACGCCUCUGUCAGAUGUGCGGGGAGCCACUAGCACUAACCAGUGCCAACAUCAGCUCCCACACCAGCACUGUGGCCGUGCAUGAGUUUGAGGAGCUCUGGCCCAAACUGUCAGUGGUGGUGGAUGGAGGACCAAUAGGAGACCAGAGCCGUCUCGGGUCAACAGUGGUCGACCUGUCUGCACUCGGAAAAUACAGAAUCAUCAGAGCCGGCUGUGCCCUUUCCUCUACAGUUGACGUGCUGAACCGCAAAUAUGGGCUGUCAGAAGAACCGGGGGAGGACUGACCUUUGAACUCCGUCGCACCGCACGCUGAGACGCACAACGGGCCCCAACCAGGAAGAAGACAAAUCUGUCAACUCUUUUUUUGUCGUCUUGCCUGGUUGACGUAGAUUUACCUUGAAUGACUCAGGAACGACUCUGGUCUUAAACCUGUUAGUUUUUUCUGCCUUACUGAGGGGCUUGUUUUAUGGAUUUCUGUAAAUUAAUUUCUGUACUAUUUUAGUUUUGGAAGCCAACUAUUGGAUUAUGGAAUUUUAUGCACAAAAUAAAUAUUGUUUUUUUUUAACUUUACAAAGAACACAGUGGUUGGAGUUUUCUGAAACACCUAUUUAUUUUAUCAGCAUGUCUAGUGGUUAAAUGUAAUGUAUAUUAUUUUACUUUAAACCAGAUAUACUGGGGCUCAAACAGUCCCUUUUCUACUUUUUUUUUCUUUCUUUAUGGACCAGAUGCAUGUACCGUAUACAUUUUAGAUAAAACAUAUUUAAAGGCCAAAUCUUAUCCGCUGUAAACAAAUGGAUGGAUUAUACAACCUUGUCACAACUGCAAUAAAAGCCUCAUACUUUUUUAUCACCCGUGUUCUUGACGCAUAAAAAGCCAUGCGAGACAUUACUCCCUCUUUAGUUUUAGCUGUCUGAGUUUUCCUCAUAAUUGAUUCUUAAUGGUGCGUGAAAUCAAAAGUCAGAUCUCAAGCGUUUUAAAAACACUCGCACUAACCACGUCGAAGCGUUCUUCAUGUGGAAAUCAAUCCCAAGACGCAUUAAGGAGAAAUACUUUUAUUCUCAAAAAGCUGGUCUGAAAGUACCUUUUACUCCGACAGCAGGCGUUCAUUUAAUUUAAAUCUACACAAAUCCAUAGCAGAGUGCUGAGAGUUUUUUUUUUUCCCCCCACUUGAACUAAUGCAAAACACUGAUCCCUGACUAAACGGAGAUUACAUUUCUGUUCCUGCAGUCAAAGAAGUGAAGUAUGCACACUUUGUAUGAAGACAUUUCCACCUAAUCUGAACAUAUAUUCGUGUUGUAUGUU
This is a messenger RNA of Sphaeramia orbicularis (orbiculate cardinalfish), 1892 nucleotides long. RefSeq names its product yrdC N(6)-threonylcarbamoyltransferase domain containing (gene yrdc). The record is from RefSeq and is a predicted model, not a curated record. Gene Ontology annotation, biological process: regulation of translational fidelity. The transcript has 6 exons. Bases 71 to 874 code for a protein of 267 amino acids. NCBI's taxonomy places the organism in Eukaryota, Metazoa, Chordata, Actinopteri, Kurtiformes, Apogonidae. Gene Ontology annotation, cellular component: cytoplasm. Gene Ontology annotation, molecular function: double-stranded RNA binding; tRNA binding; nucleotidyltransferase activity.